GCGUGCAACAAUUCACGGUAAACAGUUUUUUUUUAUUACGUAUUUAUCUUUAACAAAAAAAACCAUUUUUAGUAUCUUGCCCACGAGACGGCUUGCAUUUAUCUUUCAUUAGCAUUCGAAUAAACUUUUACGAUUCUAGGUUGUGCGUUCAUCUAGAAUUUCAGUAUGCAAACAAACGGCUUGGUUAGAUUAUUCUCGCCAAAGUUAUGGUUGAACACCCGAACGACCAACCCAAUAUGGGUCUCCGGAAUCAACACUUCUACUAAUUUGGGUUUUCCGACUGGUCCGUCAGAUAAGCUUCCUGAACGCCCCAAACGGCCUAUCAACGCGUACUUAAGAUUCGUUCAGAACAUCCGGUCAACUUUGCUUGCGAAAAACCCGAAAGCAUCUCCAACCGAUAUUUCUAAGCUGGCUUCAGCUCAAUGGCAAGUUCUGGAUGUGGCAUCCAAGUCGAAACUCGAAGAGGAAUAUAAAGUGGAACAAGCUAUCUGGUUGCAGAAAAAUGCUAAAUAUUUGAGCCAACUGACCGAUCAGCAGAAGGUGGAGAUUCGGCAGGCUCGUUCCGAUAAGGCCGAAGAGAAAACCAAACGUGAUCACAAGAAACGACUAAAGGAACUGGGCAAGCCCAAAAGACCCCUCAACGGAUUUCUUUUGUAUUGUGCGGAGAGAAGACCGAAAAAUUUAACCAAAGAACAAAACAGAGAGCAAAUUAAAAAGCUCGCUGAAGCCUGGUCGAAAUUAGGCGCUGCAGAAAAAGAACCAUACAAUAGUCGGGCAGCCGAUGGCCUUGUUAAGUAUCGGGAAAAUAUGCGUCAGUGGGAAGAUGAAAUGAUAGCGCAGGAUAACAUGGACGUUAUUCGGCGAAAAAACAUCAUCAUCCCUGAGCAACAUCCGACUCACAAGAAAAAAGCUUCCCGCAAAGAAUAGGAAAUCGGGUAUCCCUGUCUGGAACAAGAAACGCCUCCAGAAACCGGUAAUCUAAAGAGCAACGAACUAAGGCAAAAGCCUACCAAAUCGGGCAGGGAUACGGGAACCAAAUUGAUCUCUCCACCGGCAGAGGCAAGUCAGAGUGGAAAGCAACAGCACAGCAUCAAUUAUAGUAACAAAAAUGAGAAAAGCAACGUUGAAAAGAUAACUACAGGAAAGCAUUCAACAGAGCCAUCAACUGAAUCAACCGUUCCUUCGAAAAGUGGUAUCGUUGGCAAGUUGAAAUCCAUUUUCAAAUUUUGACACUGGCUUUCAUGGAUGAAUGGUAUUCUGAUUUGGUUUAUUUUGUGGUGGUAUUUUUAACUAUUGCCAAUUCGAUUCAUCCUUGCUAACCAAAAACUAUGCCACAAUUUAUGAUUACCUUUUCCUUUUUGCAUUGCUUACUUCCAAUCCGUUAAAAACGUUCAUGUUUUUUUUCUAGUAGAUUUUCUCAUUCAUAGAAAUUUCUCAAUACAAUUUGUUUGCCAUACUAGUGUAAA
Uranotaenia lowii is the source of this 1466-nucleotide messenger RNA. It is a transcript of the gene TFAM, whose product is annotated as transcription factor A, mitochondrial. Lineage: Eukaryota; Metazoa; Arthropoda; Insecta; Diptera; Culicidae. The coding region runs from base 166 to 927 and encodes 253 amino acids. The record is from RefSeq and is a predicted model, not a curated record. Gene Ontology annotation, molecular function: transcription cis-regulatory region binding. The transcript is spliced from 3 exons.